Molecule: messenger RNA, 234 nt
Organism: Penicillium brevicompactum
Lineage: Eukaryota; Fungi; Ascomycota; Eurotiomycetes; Eurotiales; Aspergillaceae
Exons: 2
Coding region: 1-234 (77 amino acids)
Source: RefSeq, a predicted model, not a curated record
AUGUUCAUAACCUUGGAAGCCACAUGGUCCAUUAAAUACCCCUCCACUGAUAUGAAGUUCACUUUCACUUCCAUCGCGUACAUCUUGUGCCUUUUUACCGCCAUGGUCGAAGCCCUCACCCGAUACGAGACCACGCCUCCAAGCGAUGCCACUGUCCUCAUUGACAGACAGGCUCUGAAUGACAUGGCUAAAGAUCACCCGUACGGCGCUUUGUUCCCCGAGAAUGGAGGGUAG